Rhincodon typus (whale shark) is the source of this 3251-nucleotide messenger RNA. RefSeq names its product specifically androgen-regulated gene protein. NCBI's taxonomy places the organism in Eukaryota, Metazoa, Chordata, Chondrichthyes, Orectolobiformes, Rhincodontidae. The transcript has 3 exons. The coding region runs from base 818 to 2473 and encodes 551 amino acids. The record is from RefSeq and is a predicted model, not a curated record.
GCUUUCUCUCUUUUUAAAGACUGUAAACAGACCUUGACAAUUGAUAAACAUCUCUUAUCCAUUCUGUUAAGAAGACUUCAAUCCCUUAUGGGUAAGAAUAGAAGGGAUGAUAAAACACAGAUGACUCAAUAGAGCUUUUAUUGAGCAAGCUGUAAGGGAUUUUUUUCUAAAAUGGAAGUUUAAAAUACAGUAUUGAAAUGAUAUUAGAGUGAAGUGAGAUAGUUCAUUAACAUUAUGAGGCACAAUGUGUACUUUGUCAUUAUGCAAACAUGAAAUGGACUGAUUUGAAAGCUGGUCAUUAUAUUAAUGGCUGUGUGCAUACUGUGAAACAAAGUAGUUUAAUGCUUCGUACCUAACCUUAUCACUCAGAAUUAUUUACUUAGUCCAUCUGCUGAGAGAUUGAAGAACCGUCCAUUUGAAUGACUUGAAUAUUUAGUUCAGAUCACCAAUGGGAUAGUAUUGUGAUACUAAUGGAUUACACUAUUGUACAGCUGACAUUGGGCAAUGCAAACAAAUAUAACGUUUACAAGCCAUUCAGGCAAUUUAUAAGAGUGAGUAACAUUACUCUACUUGACAGAAUAAGGCAAAAUCCCAAUCUUAUCAUCAUACCUUGUGGUUUGAUGAAGCCUUUUAACAAGGUGUUCUGAGUGGAACAAUGAAUCCAAUUGAAACCUCUGACUGGAAAUCCAAAUGUAACUGUGCAUUAAUCAUUUAACUUUGAUUUGAAUUCCAAUUAUUCUGGAAAAGGACUCUAAGGAUAUUUUGAAGGUUGUGAAAUUGUAUGAGAAUUCCAUUCUGAUCAGCUGACGAGAGGCAAAUGCUCCUAUUGCAGAGCGAUGAGUACUUGGACUAUCUUUCAGUAGAAGAGAGGGAAUGUCUCAUGUUUCUUGAAGAAACAAUUGAUGCAUUAGAUAUUGAAGACAAUAAUGGGGUAUCUACUGAAGAAUUGGAGCAAACUAAACAUUCCAGUGAAACUGAGAAUAUGCUAGAAAGACCUACCCUGUCACACCCUGAAUUAGGACAUAGUCAAGUUACAGAACCUGAUGGAAAAAUCCCAAGAGCAGUUUCAGCAAACAAGAGCAACAGCACUGAAUUCAUCUCCCUACAGGCGGUGCAGGAAAAUUCCGGAGCAUAUAAAUUCCCCCGGGCAGUUUCACCACACAGCAAUAAAAAUUGUACUGAUUCCACAUCCUCACAGAUGGUGCGAGCUAAAACUGGAGCAAAUACCCUGCCUAAAUAUACCCAAAAACCUAGCGCUGAAAGCAAAAGCAUGGUAUCCAAUCAGAUAUCUGAAUCCAGCAGAAACCCCAUUCUUUCUGAAGAUACAAGACAAAGAUCCAAUAGUGCGAUAGUUCAGCAUGAAUUGGUGGAAUCUAACGAGGAAAAGACCAAGUUAGGACCUCCCACAGCCCCAAAACCCCGGAAACUGCCAUCCAAUAUCAUAUUAAAAAGCUUCCAGAAGAAUGAUAAUCAAAUGGUACCUAAUACAAACUCUCAGAAUAGCUUUAAGGUGCCAAAAGGUGCUGCACGAAACAAUGGAUAUAAUUUGUCUAGGGACAACAGCACCGAUGGAGAAGUAAAACAAGCAAGAAUGCAAGCCUUGAGCAAGUUAGGAUUGCUGUCAGAGCCAGAUGGCCAGAAAAACAAUUCAGCAAGUCCUCCAAGUCUGAAAACAGAGGGGACAUCCAUCAGUCAGACAGUCAUACCAAGUAAUGAAACUAAAAGGAGCCAACCAAAAAUGUCAGCAAGAGACACCAACAGCCUGAAACGUCCAAUUGGAAUUGGGCCUCCUUUAAUCCAUUCAGCAGCCACUGCUGCUGAUCCUGGCAUGAAUGGCAAUGCAAAUAAAACGACAAGUGUGACUGUGGGGAAUGCAAAUAAACUGCAAUGGCAGUUGGGUUUCACAAAAUCGAGCAGUUUAAAAAGAUUUACAGCCAGCGAAAAUGCUCCUCCAACCAUGAGCUUAGGUCCUACCCGAAACAGCAUGCCAACUACCACUGCCCUUAACCCUGGCAUGAGCAACACACUCCCUAUUGCAAGAAGACCAGCAAAUGCAAGUGAGGGUGAAGUAAAAAAUAUAAAUGCAGCACAGUGGCAGUUUGGUGCCACAAAGGCAAGUAGCUUAAAGAGGUUUGGAACAGCUAGUGACAAUAACCAGCCCACCUUGUAUUCUGGUGCUGCUCGAAAUACUUCGAUUGGUGCUGCGUCCGCAUUUGCUGAGAACACAAGCAGUAGGCCCAGACCUGUGUCAAUUUGCUCCGAGAAGGAUUUGUCAGCCAAGCACGGAUCUACAUUAGAAGUUGUAUCAUCCAAUAAACCAGGGAGGAAGUCUUUUCCAAUAACAAUAAACCAUAUUUCCGCCAAAUUUCAGAAGUCUCCACCAAAGGCACUUAAUGUGCAAGUUGCGCCGCCGGGACCAACCAGUAAAGACCAUAGAGAAGCACUGAAAAAACUUGGCCUUCUGAAAGAAUAGAAGGGAGUUUAAAAGGCUGCACAGGAUCCGGUAGACUUGAGAGAGUUCCGUCAACAUGCUGGGAAAAAAACUUAUCUAAAAUGGGCAAUAACUUGCUGCCACAUGAAGCCAUAGAGUCAUUGCAAUCUCCAGCAUGGGAAUGAAGCUGUAGAAUUAAAAUGUGGUUAAAGACAUCAAUUUAAAACAUGCUGUUUUAUUUUGUGUAUUUAGUUAAAUUAAUAUAACUACUGCAAUUUUUCCACCUUUUGAUAUACAAGGCAUUUCCUGCCUGUUCAUCUUGAUUCAUUUUGUGGAAUAUGACUGCCAAAGGCUUGGUACAAAAUGCAAGACAACUUUGUUUUUCAAUAUGUGUGUCCAGGGUUGGACUUUUGCCCAAUUGUUGAAACCAAUAACUGAGACUUAAUUAGAGAUUCUAUUAACUCUCUUACCAGAAGCAGACCUAUUAUUGUUGUCCAAGUACAACGAAAGACUUCUUUCAAGAAUGUGACUUGCAGUAGAAAUGACUGUUUUAAAAGGAGGACAUUUUGAAAUAAUGACUUGUAUAGUACGGCUGUUCAGAGAAUUUUUGGUUUUUAUUGAAAACAUUGUUUUAAUUAUGGCACUGUAAAAGUAUAAUCAUAAGUGCAUUCUGCAUUAUUGUAUGAGUGGAAUGUUCCGUAUAGAUACUUUAGGUAUCUCAUUAGAAAAAACAUUCCAGCUCUGCCCAUUUAUUUCCUGCAUCACUUCACAAUUUUGUAAUUAAUUCCAUAACAUACCAUUAAAUCUAUUUAAAAAUUGA